AUGGCCUCGAGACAAGCUCCCCGCGCUCUCCGCAACGUCGCCAGGCAAUUGGCUGCCGCUCCUGCCCAGAAGCGCACCUUUGUCUCGGCCAUCAACGCUGCUUCGCGUGCUGCCCCCAAGGCCGCUAUCUCUGUCCAGUUCCAGCAGACCCGCGGCCUCAAGACCGUCGACUUCGCCGGCCACAAGGAGACCGUCUACGAGCGCGCUGACUGGCCCAAGGAGAAGCUUCUUGAGUACUUCAAGAACGACACCCUCGCCCUCAUCGGCUACGGCUCGCAGGGUCACGGCCAGGGUCUCAACCUCCGCGAUAACGGCCUCAACGUCAUCGUCGGUGUCCGAAAGAACGGCACCUCGUGGAAGGAGGCCGAGGCCGACGGCUGGGUCCCCGGAAAGAACCUGUUCGACAUUGACGAGGCCAUUGGCAAGUCCACCAUCGUCAUGAACUUGCUCUCCGACGCCGCCCAGUCCGAGACGUGGCCGCAGAUCAAGCCCCAGCUGAAGGGAAAGACCCUCUACUUCUCACACGGCUUCUCGCCCGUCUUCAAGGACCUUACCAAGGUCGAGGUCCCCACCGAUAUCGACGUCAUCCUCGUCGCCCCCAAGGGCUCCGGCCGCACCGUCCGCACCCUCUUCCGUGAGGGCCGCGGCAUCAACUCCUCUGUCGCCGUCUUCCAGGACGUCACUGGCAAGGCUGAGGAGAAGGCCGUUGCCCUUGGUGUCGCUGUCGGCUCCGGCUACCUCUACAAAACCACCUUCGAGAAGGAGGUCUACUCGGACCUGUACGGCGAGCGCGGCUGCCUGAUGGGUGGCAUUCACGGCAUGUUCCUCGCCCAGUACGAGGUUCUCCGCGAGCGCGGCCACUCGCCCUCCGAGGCCUUCAACGAGACCGUUGAGGAGGCCACCCAGUCCCUCUACCCCCUCAUCGGCGCCAACGGCAUGGACUACAUGUACAACGCGUGCUCCACAACCGCCCGCCGCGGCGCCCUCGACUGGCAGAAGCGCUUCAAGGACGCCCUCAAGCCCGUUUUCAACGACCUGUACACGGCCGUCGCCGACGGCACCGAGACCAAGCGCUCGCUCGAGUACAACUCGCAGCCCGACUACCGCGAGAAGUACGCCGCCGAGCUUAAGGAGAUCGACGACCUCGAGAUCUGGCGCGCUGGAAAGGCUGUCCGCUCGCUUCGCCCCGAGAACCAGUAG
Messenger RNA from Didymella exigua CBS 183.55, 1200 nucleotides. RefSeq names its product mitochondrial ketol-acid reductoisomerase. Gene Ontology annotation, biological process: L-valine biosynthetic process. Gene Ontology annotation, molecular function: ketol-acid reductoisomerase activity. The record is from RefSeq and is a predicted model, not a curated record. The transcript is spliced from 4 exons. Gene Ontology annotation, cellular component: mitochondrion. NCBI's taxonomy places the organism in Eukaryota, Fungi, Ascomycota, Dothideomycetes, Pleosporales, Didymellaceae. The coding region runs from base 1 to 1200 and encodes 399 amino acids.